AUGCUUGUGAAACUUGGGGUGGUUGUGGAUGCCAUGUACCAAGGUUACUAUGUUCUUGACACCUUCAAGUACAAGCCCUAUGAGGAGAUGCCCACUCAAGAACAGGUGAGCAAUUCAUAUGCCUUGUCUUGUCUGGCUCGUCUUAAUAAGCGCAUCUGUGCAGCCCCAAGUGCCAUGGGGAUAAAUUCAUCAGUCAAUCAUGAGCUUGAAGCUGUAUUGGGGAAUUUGAAAACUAUUGUUGCGAACAUAACAGAAUUUGUCAUACUUUUGGGUGGGUGCAAUAAGAUGCCUAAAAAACCCUACGAUACCUAUCUGUAUAUUGACAAUUGCAUGUUCAGUCGCCUUGUUGAGAAGCAGGAAAUUAUUAAUAUCCUGUUGGAAGAUAAUUCUCCUCAUGGUGCUCCAGUCGUGGUCCCAGUUAUUGGUGACUACAAUGUUGGCAAGAAAAGCUUGGUCGGACACCAUUUGUGGGCCCCACUCGUCAUACUAACAACGUCUUCUUCCUCCUCCCUGCGCCACGCUGGCCUCCCUGCUCCACCCGCGGCGCCACCCCUGCUCGCCUCCGCUGCCCCUGGGUCACGCCCGCGUCCGCCCCCUGAUCCACCCCGCCGCCGCCCCUGGCACGCCCACGCCACCCCUGCUCCACCUCGUCGCCUCCUGAUCCUCCCAGACGCGCCCGCCUCCGACCAUAUCCGCCCCAACCGCGCCCGCGCGUCCGCCCCGGCCGCGCCCGCCUCCGCCGGCGUCCGCCCCAUCCGUCCCGGCCGCGCCGGCCUCCGCCCGCAUCCGCCGGCGUCCGCCCCGUCCGUCCCGGCCGCGCCCCCGUCCGCCCCGGCCGCGCCCGCCUCCACCCCGGCCGCGCCCGUCUCCGCCCGUGGGAGCUCUGGCCGCGGGAGCUCCGGCCGCACCCGCCUUCGCCCGCCGGAUCUUCGGCCACGGCCCCAUCCGCGGGAGCUCUGGCAGUGGCCGCAUCUUGCCGCGCCCGCCCUGGCCGUGGGAGCUCCGACCGCGCCCGCAAAGAAACGGCGUUGA
This is a messenger RNA of Setaria italica (foxtail millet), 1032 nucleotides long. Its product is annotated as translation initiation factor IF-2-like. The record is from RefSeq and is a predicted model, not a curated record. Bases 1 to 1032 code for a protein of 343 amino acids. Lineage: Eukaryota; Viridiplantae; Streptophyta; Magnoliopsida; Poales; Poaceae. The transcript is spliced from 2 exons.